AUGAACGCACUUAUAUCCGGCCUGCCUCUAGGUUACAGGUUUCGACCCACCGAGGAAGAGCUGCUUGAUUAUUAUCUGAAAAAGAGAAUUGCCUCAGAAAGGAUUGACAUGGACCUUAUCAGGGAUAUCGAUCUCUAUAAAAUUGAACCUUGGGAUCUCCAAGAGAUAUAUGGGGAAGAUGCUAGAGAAUGGUACGUGUUCAACAAGAAUAAUAAGAAAGGCAGUCGCAUAUGUAGAUCCACAGCAGGUGGUUACUGGAAGGAAACAGGAAAGGAUAAGCCAAUAUACUCGAAGCAGGCAGGUGGAAGACAUCAGAUUGGACAGAGAAAGAUUUUAGUCUUCUACAAAGGCCGUUCCUCCAAAGGACAAAGAUCAGAGUGGAUCAUGCAUGAAUACAGACGUGGCGCAACUCCUCAGGAUAAAGAAUGGGUAAUAUGCCACAUCUUUCACAAGAGAAUUAAACAUAAACAGAAAAGAAAUGAGGAAGAUAAUGAGGAAGAUAAUAAAGAAGAUAAUAAGGAAGCAGAAGAUCAAGUGGAAGAGGAAGAAGAAGAGGAAGUGGAAGAGGAGGAAGCAGAAGAUCAAACCAGCCAAUGGCUCUUUGGAAAUACCUAUGCUUAUUUUAUUUCAUACUAG
Molecule: messenger RNA, 636 nt
Organism: Cryptomeria japonica (Japanese cedar)
Lineage: Eukaryota; Viridiplantae; Streptophyta; Pinopsida; Cupressales; Cupressaceae
Product: NAC domain-containing protein 7-like
Exons: 4
Coding region: 1-636 (211 amino acids)
Biological process (GO): regulation of DNA-templated transcription
Molecular function (GO): DNA binding
Source: RefSeq, a predicted model, not a curated record